UUUGAUACAAAUAAUGAAAUUGAAAACAGGGUGAAAUGUUUUGGACAGGAAAGUAAAAAUUUGGAUCCUGAAAUCAUAAUUGCCUUGAAGGAAAUGCUUGAUCAAAACAAUGCACUUGCCAAGAGUUUUCGAUAUGCAAGGGACCGUUUUAAAUAAGAUAAUCUUGAAGGUGUCAAGAUGAGACUGGUUCAACGAAUGAACAAGGAUGGAAGAACAUACAAUCUACCAUCUGCAUCUGAAGUGGCUGCAUUGGUUGUUGGAGAUAUUAAUGAUGGAUAUAGGAAUGAUGUUAUGCUCAACCUUCUGACAUCAUCUGAGGGUGGUGGGAGGAAAACAAAACGUGGGCUUCCCCAUGCGCAUAUAUUGUUAUGGUUACAUCCGGAUGACAAGCCAAAAUUUGCAGAGGACCUUGAUAAAAUCAUUUCAGCAGAAAUUCCUGACGAAGUACUGGAUCCAGAAUUGUAUGAUGUUGUUAAGGCUUGCAUGAUGCAUGGACCGUGUGGAAGAGCAAAUCUUAAAUUGCCUUGCAUGAAAGGUGGUAAGAAUUGCACAAAACACUUUCCCAGAGGAUUUUGCUCUAGAACUACAAUAGAUGAAGAAGGCUUCCCUCAUUAUAGGAGGAAGGAUAAUGGUAGAACAGUGAAGAAGAAGGGUGUUGAGCUGGAUAAUUGAUAUGUCGUUCCUUAUAAUGCAAAGCUUUUUUUGAAGUACAAAGCUCACAUAAAUGUGGAGUAUACAUGUCAAACCAGUGCUAUUAAGUACCUUUUCAAAUAUAUUCACAAAGGUAACGAUCGGGUAACAUCUAUACUCAGUUAUCCUGGAGGGAGUGGAUUAGCUUCUUUAGAUGAAAUCCAGAGAUAUUAUGAUUGUAGGUGAGUACAUAUCAUUGUUCCCCAAAUGCUUUUCCUUUUUUUUCGAUGAUUGUUUUAAUGGUUGUCUAUUAAAAUGACUUUAAAAUG
Messenger RNA from Rubroshorea leprosula, 959 nucleotides. NCBI's taxonomy places the organism in Eukaryota, Viridiplantae, Streptophyta, Magnoliopsida, Malvales, Dipterocarpaceae. The record is from the annotation of a GenBank genome assembly.